Molecule: messenger RNA, 3019 nt
Organism: Chlamydomonas reinhardtii
Lineage: Eukaryota; Viridiplantae; Chlorophyta; Chlorophyceae; Chlamydomonadales; Chlamydomonadaceae
Exons: 5
Coding region: 140-2593 (817 amino acids)
Biological process (GO): SCF-dependent proteasomal ubiquitin-dependent protein catabolic process
Cellular component (GO): SCF ubiquitin ligase complex
Source: RefSeq, a predicted model, not a curated record
CUGAGCACAGGUGCGGCGACGAACAAACAAAAUAUUAGCUCUGCUAAAGCUAGAGCGCCCAGCGUCUUGUCGUGACGAGACAUACGGAGUCGGUGUGACCAAACUAGGUAUCAGUGCAUUCUGUGCAGCGAGCGGCAGCAUGGCCAGCACAGAUAAUGCGCCAGAGUUGCCGGCAGAGGUCCUUCGCCAGCACUUGGUGCCGAUGCUGGUCGCGCUUGCGCCGCAUGCGCUGCGGAGCUACCGCCGCGCCUCUCGCAGUGCCUGCGGCGACGCAGCACUGUGGGUGAGCGGCAUCCGGCGCCUCCCUGGAACCCACCCGCUGCCGCCUGACUUAGGCAGGCGCUUUCCAAAGCUCAUACGCCUGGAUCUGUCCGGGGACUCGGCUCUGCUGGGUGGCCUAUCGCUGUUCCGGGCGUUGCAGUCGGUGGGCGGCACCCUACUGUCUCUGGACCUUGGGGGCUGCAGCGGCCUGCCGGCGUCCUUCGUGGCCAGGCAGCUGCCGGAGGCCUGCCCCAAGUUGCAGCACCUGGCGCUGAGCUGCUGCUGCUCUGCGUCGCCCGAGGCGGAGGCGGACGUCUUCCGAGCCCUGGCGGAGGCGCCCCACCUGCCCUCAACCCUUACCUCCCUGGAGCUGCGCUGCGGCCCCGCCUUCCAACCAGAGUUGAGCCACCUAGCCGGCCUGCCGUCCAUACGGCGGCUGCGGAUCCACGGCUGCCGUACAAUUGACGACGAGGCGGCGCGGCAGCUGCCGCGUCUGCUGCCGGGGCUGCGGGAGCUGCACAUCGGGGAGCAGGCCAGUCGCCGAGGGCGACACAUUAAGGGCGACGGGCUUGCAGCUCUGGCCAGCUGCAGCGAGCUGCGCAGUCUAUCGCUCAGCUGCACGGAGCCGGAGCCGCGGCGCCUGGCGGCGGCACUGGCGGCGCUCACGCAGCUGACGGAUCUGGAUCUGUCGGGAUGCGACCCCGUGAUCCUGGAUUCUAUCGGGAUGCUGCAUCCGUUGGCAGCGGCAGGCGCGUAUGGCGGCAGCGGAGGCGGGGCCCUGGCUGCUCUGGCCCUUCCCGCAGCCUACACAUGUGACCAGCUGGUCCGUGGGCUGCCACAAUUGCUCACUGCUUCCGCCGCAGCCACUGCAGCGGCAUUCGCAUUAACAGGGGCAGGUGCCGCGGGAACUACGCACGACGCUGGGCUGCGACGACUGCGAUUGCAGGCGUCGACGGCGCUGCCUGUGCAGGUGGCGGCGCCGCUGCUCGCGCUGGCGGGGCUUCACGAGCUGCGCCUGUCGCACUGCGGCUUGCCGCCGGCUUUGCCGCCGCCAGCUCUUGCGGCGGCGGCGGCGGCGUUGUCAUCUCUGACCAGCCUUCAGUUGAUGCAAGAGGGCGGGUCGGAUGAAGGCGGUAUGAUGCUGGCGGAUGAAGGCAACGAUGCCGCGGCGGAGGGCGGGGUACGGCACGCUCAGCCAGUGGAGGGCGCGUCGCGAAGCGGCUGGAGCUGGUACGAGCUGGUGCCUAGCUGGGGCUCCCUGCAGCGGUUGGAGAUCACGGGCGCGUCCAGUCUGACAGACGAGCACCUGUUCGAGAUGGGCUGUUCGCUGCCAUGCCUGACCCACUUCGCGCUAAGUCGCAGCGGUGGCGUCAGCGGCGCUGGCGGGCGCGGCUUCGCCUCCUGGCCCAGCGGCUGCCGCCGCCUGUCCUCGGUCUCCCUGUACGACUGCGCAGGCAUCGGUGACGAGGCCCUGGGCCACAUUGCCGUACUGCCUUCGCUCACGUGCCUGGCCCUGGCGCACCUGCCGUACGUGGGGCCGCACGGCGUACGGCAGUUGGCAGCGGGCGCGACCCGGCUGGCCGUGCUAACCGUCGAGCGGUUGGCGGGCGCGCCGGCGCCAGCGCUGGCGGCGCUGUGGCGGCUGCCGGCGCUUGAGUCGCUGAGCCUGCGCAUGUGUGAGGUGACCAACCUGUCGCUGCAGUUGGCGCUGGAGCCGCAGACAGCCGCCACUGGAGCGGCGGCGGCGGCGGCGGCGGCGGUUUCAACGGUGGCGCCGGCAACGGCGGCUGGGCGCGAUGGCACGGUGGCGGCAGUCACGAGAGGCGUAGGGAACGUAAGCCUGGCGGAGGCAGUGGAGGCGGCGGAGCAGCAAGAGGAAGGGGUGGCGUCGCUGCCGGCGCCGGCGGCGCGGCUGAGUCACCUGGACCUGCAGGGCACGCUGGUUACCACCUCCGGACUGCGGGCGCUGGGCCGUGCCGCCGGCCUGACGCACCUCAACCUAUCCCAUUGCCUGGACGUCAACGACGGCAUUGUGGAGCUGCUGCUGGCGGGCGGCCGUGGCAGGAGCGGCGGAAAUGCAAACGGAGACGAGGGCAGGGGCGGAGGUGGCAUCGCCAAUUCGGGGGCCGGGGGCUCAGGCAGGAGUGGUGCGGCAGGGGAAAGUGGUGACAGCGGGGGCGGCCUUGGCGCUGGAGGAGCUAGCGGGGCGCUGCCGCUGCUGCCGAGUCUGGUGUUGUUGGAGGUGAGGGGCUGCAGCGUUUCAGAGGCGGCGCUGGCACGGCUGGCCGCGGCGGGGAUCGCCGUAAACACAGGCUUUGGAGCCUGGCGGUGAGGUGCCGCGCCACAAGACACGCAGCUUGUACCUUCCCUGUCUACAGCCGCUAACUGAGCUCUUGCCAUCGCCGAUGGGAAGUCGCGAUUGCGCGCGGCAGGAACUGGGGCUAUCGCCUGGGCCAACUUGUUACGUGGCUUUCGCGGUGCGCAGGAUACCUGAGACACCGGCACUCGUGUCUCAGGGCCACAGUAUGUGGCGCAAGAACUACUUGGAUAGCGGCAUGUGAGCAGGAAGGCGGCUAGUGCUUUGACGUGGUGGCAGGCUGAGGCACACGGGGGGAGGGGGAGGGGGGGUGCCGGUAAUCUGCCAUAUGCGCUGACCGGCAUUGAGCGGGCGCAUUGACGCACUGGUCACGGCAGGAGGUGAGGAGGCAACGCAGAAGUGCACCCCUAAGGCAAUGCGACGGUGUAAUUGCUCUGUGCG